This is a messenger RNA of Amoebophrya sp. A120, 6711 nucleotides long. The record is from the annotation of a GenBank genome assembly. Lineage: Eukaryota; Dinophyceae; Syndiniales; Amoebophryaceae.
CGAGAAGAGCAGCUUACGGAGUCAGUGCAAGAAUCAAAGCCAAUAGCGGCAAACACGGUCACAAAGUCGGCAUGAAUACUAAGAAAUGCAAUCCCGCCUCAUGAACAAGGUCGUUUUUGUCGUGAGCAGGAGACGACCACAGUCGUUCUUGAUGAUAAUGUCAUAGAUUCAAUCGGUAUCGGACAAGAACUAUGGAGGUGAAGAAGAAGCAAGACGAUGAGGAGGCCGCGACUAUUUCACGAAUGGAAUUCGGCGGGAGCGGGCCCUCCUUCCUGUCGUCCAGCCACUCCUUUACAGUCCAUUCCGAACGUGAGAACAAAAGACACGGAGUGAAGGCGAACAUGACCGCGAGUAUGUUGACCAGAUCAUCCACCUCAUUGUGGAGGUCCAGUACUUCCGCAGCCGCCCGAUUGGCGAGGAGGCGGAUGUUACAAGUCAAGACGCGCCGCCCCACACCACUACAACGGCGCGGCAACAACAUAAACACGAAGGAGACAUCAAACGCGACACCGAUGUGUCGAGUUCUUCUGGUGUGCAAGCGGCCACAGAUUCGGGUUCCGGGUCUGUCCCGCCAAGCGAAGAUCGACCCUAGUUCCUCUUCUGCGUUUGUCUCUCGCUCCGCGACGAGUAGGAAGAAAAUCUUCAUCGGCAGCUUGCCAAAAUCACAAAAUAUUAAAGUCCUUCCUGCUACGCAAGCGCAACCAACUAGACCGAACAUCAAAUUUGUCGACAGCGACGAAAUGCGAUUUUCUCCAGCACUGAGCUGCAGUGGCAAUGCGUCCGCGACAAGGCAAAUAUGCAGCACCGGUGCCGAUUUGGAUCAUAUAAUCGGCGGGCUACUAUCACGACAGCAGGGAAAUACGCGUACGCCGCCAGCCGCUCGUGGGGCGUUUUCGUCCACAAGAAAAAGAAGGGCGUCACGACCUGUCGGGCGCCGCCUUCGUACUGCGACGCAUUCUGGUUUGGUCCAGCAGAUCAGGCCGUCGUCGAGACUCAUACGCUACAUGCUCUCUUGCGGCUCGCUGAUGAGCUCUCCAACUGGCGCUCUGCACUUGGAUCGUGGAAACUGUGACGUGAGCGAGUGGGCCGAGUGGGGGGACUGCAGUGCCACCUGCGGCUCCGCAGCGCACACCCGAACGCGUGCUAUUGUCGGGGUCGAUACCGGGGACUGUCCGUCCUUGACGCAGACGGAGGCCUGCCCGGCGCAGUCAGAGUGCGGUACCGCUUUCGACUAGUAGCAUGGCGUGAAACAAAAAAUUCUAUACGUCACCGAGCAUUAUAUAUUCUCCACUCGCAUACUAGAUAUCAGAUUCAUGUUCGUACAUCCAGAGAGGCGUCGAAUGUCUAUCGCACCUGCACCUUUUGACGAGACACGUGCUCAGGCACCCAAAGCUGGUGGAUUGACAACAGUGUGUGGCGCAUUCUGCAAAACAUAAACAAAGAAAUAUGAACCUCGUCUACAGCCGCGCAUUGCGAAGUUUCGCAGUGGACUGACUGGUCACCGUGCAACCAGAUGUGCGAAUGCACCCGGUUAUCCAAGAGAAAAGUACUUACACCUCAGCCAGAAAAAAAUUGGAACAAAUGAUCUCUCAUUCCAACAAAUGGUGACCGUGCAUCUGUCGCUGUUGAUGCUGAGAGUACAGACACAAAGCGCGAAAAAGUGCGUCCUUCAUGUUUUGUAAAAACCGGGGGUAGAAGUUUUCUCUCGGAUAUCGGCGCCGCGAUGUGCUUAAGGGUCCAGGACCGACCGGCGCAGAGUGUCCAUCUUUGGUGCAGUCGAAGCCCUGUAAGCCGGAAGAAUGCGGUACUUCAAGAAGUAUUUGUUGUGUCUUGUCCAUCUUUGGUGCAGUCGAAGCCCUGUAAGCCAGAAGAAUGCGGUACUUCAAGUAUUUGUUGUGUCUUCGACUUGUGCUGCAGCGACGCUCGCCUCAAAAAGAGGAAAGAAGCGGGCACCACACCACUCGACUGCUGUUGCAUGUUUACAAACGGCGACCCACGUUACCGUCCUCGCACGAUAACGAGACCAGGACGAAGCCAAAACGAAGCCAGUCGGGCAGCUUUUACAAGGGCCCACCUCUGCCAGCGCAAAACGUCGGCAAGUUUUCCCAUAGUGGUCGGCCGAGGCGUUUGCAGGGCCCCCAGCCUUUGGGGCUUCUGCUGCAUGUAAGCCGGGGCGCCAUUUGUGUUGUGCGCGCUUUGGGCCCGGGCGCGUCGCGUUACGCAUACGGGAGAGCCUGCGACGCAGCGUGCCGCCGGGCUCAAUUUUUGAGCCGCAUGGCAUUACAAAGAAACGCAAAAAGCUUUGGCCGUCGCGGGGCUAUGCGCUUCCCACAUGGAUGCCCAGGGGGCGCCGCCUUCGUCUUGCCUUUGGCUACUAUGCGAAGCCCCAAUGCCCCGCGCAGUGCCUGCGAUAUUCAAAUGGGUAUGGGCGCACUCUGGUCCAGUAGAUAUGUACACGCGACCACCCCUGGUCGGCAUUGCCGGAAAACCGAAGCCAAAACGAGGCCAAAACGAAGCCAAAGGGCAAAAAAACCGAGGCCAAAACGAAGCCAAAACGAGGCCAAAACGAAGCCAAAACGAGGCCAGGCAAGUGCGUUUCGCGUCUGGAAGGGGAACGCGGAAAAUUCGGCACUUUGGUCGCCGCCCGGCUCGCUUUGCCGUGCCCUCGUGGAAGCGACGCCAAAACGAGGCCCAAACGAGGCCAAAACGAGGCCCCGCGGUCUGAUUCUGGGCCUUUGCUUUCUGGCAAAAAGUUGAAAGGGUUGGCCGUCUUUUUUUUGGAUGGCUUUGGCUUCGUUUUGGCUUCGUUUUGGCCCCGUCCCGGCUUCGUUUUGGCCUGCGCGUUUUCUGAUCGUUCUGCCUGGUCCUCUGUCUGCAACAGAGGCACGGGGCCAAUUUGCGCCAGCAGGCACGAGGCCUCAUGUUGGACAGAUAGCGGCGCCUCCCUGGCGGGCAUCCGGUAGACGGGCUCUGGCGUGGCCAUUGACUAGGGUGGGUGUUGUCUGUCUGGUCGCAGUCCGAUGCGGCUCAAAACUUGAGCCAUGUGGCGCGCUGCCUGCGAAUCUAUACGCCCGCGGCCCAUGCCCCAAUAUGGGGAAAAUUAAAUGGGGCGCGCUAGUGUUUCGGAGGCGGCUGCAGAGACCACGCGCCGGCAGCAUGAAGUAGAACAACAGCACACAGCCCCCGGCCGCGACGUUGUCGGCGCGCGAAUACCAAAAAGCGGUAAGCUUGGCCUCGUUUUGGGUUCGCCCGGGUCUCGUUCUCGGGUCUCGGGGCGGUAACGGGCGCGCCGUUUGUAACAUGUUGCGAUAGUUUUGAUAUUAUGUUACUCUUUUGCAUUUUGUUUUCUGACUAGGUGCUUGUGCGAAAAAAAUGGAUCGAAAAAAUCACAGCUACGAAUUGCGAAGUCUCGCAAUGGUCCACCUGGGGUUUGUGUAGUGCAACAUGCGGCGAAAGUGUACGUAGCAGACGCCGAACGAUGGUAACGGCACCGCAAAACGAGGGAGCGGCCUGCUACCGAGGUCAAAUCGGUUUGAGUCAAGAAAACAAACAAACAUGAAGUAGACGAAGAGGGCAACUUCUGCACCAUCAUGUUCAUGGCUAAAAAUAUGAAUAAAAGCACGUACUAGCAACAAGCUUGGAAGCGUUGUAUUGCUGAGGACGAAAAACGAUGCGAACAGGUGUCAGAUUGCGAAUCGGAAAAGUUUUGAUAAGAUGUACAUUUAUGUCGAGGUGGUGGACCUCUGUGCUCAUUUCAUUGAUUCCCUACUACGGAGCCAGCUAAAAAGCUAUUCAGUGCGUUGUCUCGGCGUCGCAGCCAAAAAUAUGGUUUGACUUCUGGACUGAUGUUGAGGAUUUUCCUUCGAUAUUGAUCCUGAUUUGUUGGAAAGCGAGCAGUGCUCAGUGCCAGACUGCUUUGCACAGGGAACGAUUUCCGCCGAAGCUAUCCGCAUGAUUAUGGUCUCGUCUCUCCACGAGCAAAGACUUUUUCUUGAAUUGGUAACGGCAGUGUGAACAAGAUAGGGAACAUCAACGUCAACAUCUUAGUGAGAUGGGAAAAUAACGUGAUCCAUGACCUGGCUUGCUUGUAGAAACAAAAAAAGCUUUAUCGUUCUGAAACAUGAAAAAAAGGAAAAUCUUGCUCUGCUGGGGAUGUGGGGUCAUUUUCGCAAUGAUGCAACCGCUUGCAAGUUCGCAAGCAAACAGCAUAAAUCCACUCGUCCUGUUGCUGCUCAGCGUAGGCAUCGCGCUGCUCUUCAUUAUCGCACUGCUCUUGCUGUUUCCGACCGCAGUGCAGUCGAAAACAGGGCUGCCUCCUGGUACGUCGUGCAUUAACUGCGGCGUCUGCCUUUUCGUGGUGCAUGAAGAUCAAGAACAGUUACAGUCGUGGCGGGAUAGCUUAAGACCUUCAUCGCCUUCACGAGGACGACCUCGGCAAAAUAAAAAAAAAUGAAAGUGUCGAGCGGUUGCGAUUUCAUCAGUGCAAGACGGAGCGGCUCAAUAAUAUUCAUCAUGAUUUCUACAGAUCAAAUUUCUGACCCGGCGGCGCCGAAACCACCUAGGGGAGAAGGGGAAAGCGGAGAUCCCGCUGAGGAAGCUGGCGAAGACGGAAACCCCGCAGGUGAAGAGUCCGGCACAGGGAAACCCUUCGGUGGCGCCGCAAGCGAAAACGCUGGAAACGACGGGAGCGCUGCCACUGUUCGUGAGGCCGCGAGCGAGGAUUCGUCCGGACCGAAAAAGCGCUUUGUCGCUCGGCGAGAUACUGGUGACGAGGGGCCCAUGCGAGUGAAUCAAGGAGGCCGCAGUAGCCGCGGCGUCAGUCAGAUCUCUGGGGGUGCUGACACAGAAGCGGCGCCUGGUGCUGCGGAGGUGGAACCCAAGUCGUUAGAAGGCACCGCCGAAGCGGAAGACUCCUCCAGCUCUUCGGAACAAGUUCCAACCCGGGGCGCCAGGGUAAGAUACAGUUUUGAAAUACCUGUACCCGAGUAACAAGAUGAAGUUGGGCGUCACCACAAAAACACAAACAGUCGAAGUAAAAACAAGAUGUAUGGUCUUGUCAUCAAGACUAGUAUCCAUAGUCAUAGCAAUGCAGAAAUGAGUGAUUGCUUUUUGGUCGUGUUGAGAGAUAACAGGUGGUAGCUUGAAGAUGCUCAGUGCUCACACUUGAUGUUCUGAUUGAAUCGACUCCAGAUGGCGCCGAUAUUGGAGGAGGACGCGCGCGAAACGCUCUCUUGGGAUGCCAGCGAGGAGGAGCAGCGACAGCGCACCGGCCAGAUACGAAAUGGAUAACGUCCAUCGAUGCUGUCGUCUUGUUAAGUCAAUCAUGCAUUAUAAUAGAACAAGUAGAUGCACAUGCAGUUGCAUACAGCUAUCACUGCGUACAAAAGAAACUCGCAAAUAUUCACGAUUUCACGACUACCAGCAGGUCCAGAGGCUUAUUGCUAUUUUUGCGUCAACAUGUGUCAUGAUUCAGGUGUUUCUAGAAGAUUGACUUUUCCUUUUGCGAUCGCACUCGCAUCUUUGUUAUUCCCUGGAUACAAGCAGCCGUUGCUUUACUAUCCCGCACCAGCCAGUUCCAAUAGCAACAUGAGCUCGCGACAGCGAAAGCAGAAGCAAGUAUCCUUCGUAGACAAUUCCGCGAAAGCGACAAGCGCAUCCGGAGCCGUGUCGGAAAGCAAAAAAGCGGUGGCGUAUGGGUGGUUGAGGAGGUGAGCCAUAGCCACCUCCAAUCAAUACUACGAAUACAUACAAAACUCACUCACUCAAGCGCACCUUCAACCGCACUGAAAAAUGAGUAUAUCAGGACGCUGCGUCGAAGAGCACUGUGCGCAUUUACGAUUACUCUUUACUAUAAAGACGAGCUCAAUUAUUACCUUUACGAUUAUUCGCCUUUUACGAGAAAGUAGCGUACUUACGUGAUUUUUCCAGAGACGUGCACACGCGCAAACAAAACAAAAGUCCCAGGCUCGUCCUGGUGGUGGUUCUAGUUUUACUUGACGUAGUCCUUGCGUAUCGCAUUUAUUGAAUAGUGAAAAGUGCACCCACGGCGGCGCUUUCUCUUGUAAAUAUUGCAUUGCAGAAUUUGCACUAGUCCCGCGGCCCAGGGCGGGGGCUAUGCGAGGCAGAAACAGGCUAUCAAUUGAACAGAGUCUCCAAGAGAAUACAGAAAGAUAAGGAUACAAAAGCGUGGCGAGCGCUGCUUAAAUCCAAUCAGUAUCGCAUCGUCGUUCUGAUUUUUUAUGCCGAGUUACUAAAUAUAUCUUUCAAAAAAUAUUUCUUUGUCAAGAAUGCAGCACUUCCGUUUCUUGUGUUUCACUUUUUUCUGAAAUAGUUGCAAACCUAGCAAGCUAACGAACAUUCUUUCGUCGUGGUAAAAUAGACAUUUGCAUCAUACACAUACUGCAUGCAGCCACUAAAAAAAAUGAACCUCGUCAAAGUUGGCAAACGAGAAAAACGCCAAACGAGCUUUCAGCAACAUAUCAUUUCAGUCGCAUAGACGAGAGACGGCGCAGGCAAUAGGUGGGCGGCGGACGAUAAUUGCAUGUGGUAUGCUUCUUGUGGUAUUCUACAAAAAAUCAACUGCACGACCAGACCUAUGUUCUCGUCGGCAUGAAGUAAAAAAAAAAUCUGACAGCGAAUGGAUGUCUCGAGGUAAACAUGACCUUGGUCACAGCAAAAAAAGAAAUAUGAGGGAGGUUGAAAUAGACGAGA